UCACGCGGUGCGGGUUGACACUUCCGGGUGGGAAGCGAGCGAGGCGGCCGGGCAGGGGCUUGGAUCUGCCGCGGCCAGCAUGGCGUACCACGGCCUCACCGUGCCUCUCAUCGUGAUGAGCGUGUUCUGGGGCUUCGUCGGCUUGCUUGUGCCCUGGUUCAUCCCGAAGGGUCCUAACCGGGGAGUUAUCAUCACCAUGUUGGUGACCUGUUCGGUGUGCUGCUAUCUCUUUUGGCUGAUUGCAAUUCUGGCCCAGCUCAACCCUCUUUUUGGACCGCAAUUGAAGAACGAGACCAUCUGGUAUCUGAAGUAUCACUGGCCUUGAGAAGGAGACACCAUGUGCCGAGCACCGACCCUGAGGUCACAGAGAGAAUGUGGUCUAGUUGCUAAAUGACCUCGAGGUGCAGACCGCUGCCUUCCACUCGCCUGUUCCAGGCACCAGCCGCCUUAAACGUCCAAACCACCUCUCAGUGUCUCGAUCUAUGAUGCAGUAUUUUUUCUCUUCAUCUUCUUUUACACUUUGAUGAAAUACGUGCCUACUCAACCUCAACUGUGCCGACUGCACAGGAUGCUCACGUUCUCGCCUGAGCUGCGAGGUGCUAUUCCUCUGAGAAAAU
Molecule: messenger RNA, 617 nt
Organism: Ochotona princeps (American pika)
Lineage: Eukaryota; Metazoa; Chordata; Mammalia; Lagomorpha; Ochotonidae
Gene: ATP6V0E1
Product: ATPase H+ transporting V0 subunit e1
Exons: 4
Coding region: 80-325 (81 amino acids)
Biological process (GO): proton transmembrane transport
Cellular component (GO): proton-transporting V-type ATPase, V0 domain
Molecular function (GO): proton-transporting ATPase activity, rotational mechanism
Source: RefSeq, a predicted model, not a curated record